CCGAAGAAAUUGUCAACAUGGCGGCGCACAGGCGGUGAAGGCGUAUUUGUUUAAAAUACAUCUUUUUUUCUAAAUUAUCWUCUGAUUUUAGUAAAGCACAGGCAUGAUAAGGGUCUUAGCUUCCUUGAGAYCCUAUAAUAAAGCAAGGAAACUGUCAUUUUCUGCAAUUCCACUUUUCAAGAAAGCAAGGAUGUUCAAUUCAGAUGCCUACAAGUUUGAAACAUUGGCAGUCUCACAACCUUCCCAGAAUGUAUUUCAAGUUGAGCUCAAUAGACCAGAAAAACGUAACGCCAUGAACCAAGUAUUUUGGAGAGAAAUGAGGGAAUGCUUCAGUAAAAUUUCUAGUGAUGCUGAUUGUAGAGCAGUAGUUCUUACUGGUGCUGGCAAGAUAUUUACUGCAGGGUUGGAUUUGAUGGAAAUGGCUGGUGUUUUGAUGCAAUCUACUGGAGGUGAUCAAGACAUCUCAAGAAAAGCAGCCAAAUUGCGUGAUGUUGUACUCCAGUAUCAGGAGUCAUUCACUGUUAUUGAUAAAUGUUCCAAACCUGUGAUUGCAGCCAUCCAUUCUGCUUGUGUGGGAGGUGGGGUGGAUAUGAUAUGUGCUUGUGAUAUUAGACUUUGCUCAGCAGAUGCGUGGUUCCAAGUUAAGGAAGUAGAACUUGGUUUGGCAGCAGAUGUUGGAACUCUUCAAAGAUUACCAAAGAUUAUAGGGAAUGAAAGCCUUGUCAGGGAACUCUGUUAUACAGCAAGACGAUUCCUGGCUCAUGAAGCUAAAGAUGCUGGACUUGUGAGCCAUAUCUACCCUGACAGAGAGAGCCUGGUAUCCGCAGCACUAAACAUGGCAAGCACCAUUGCUAAGAUGAGCCCAGUGGCUGUCAUGGGUACAAAACAUAAUCUGAACUAUUCAAGAGACCAUGGUGUAGACGAAGCACUGAACAACAUGGAACAUGUCUAUGCUUCAAAGUGAAGACAUUUUAAAGGCAGUUCAAGCAGGAAUGAGCAAGGAAGAACCUAUCUUUUCAAAACUCUAAUACUGUCAGGUUGUGUUAUUAAAAGUGACACACUUAAUAAUUCAAAAGAAGUACUAAUUACUAAUAGAUGUAGUAGUGUUGAUAAAAUAUAGUACAAAAGAAUUAACAUAAAAAAAUUAGAAUUCAGACUCUUUCGUACUUUAAGUUUCACUGUUUACAAAGUGUUGGCUCUAACAAUGCUCACAAGCUUUAUUACAAAAAAAUAUUGGAUGUCCUGGAGAAGUUGCAUAGUGAAUUGUUGAUCAGAUAUAAAAUCAAUUCUUAUGCAAAAAUUGAAUUUUCACAAGAUGUUAUAGUGACAAUGACAAAGAAUAAAAGCAAGCUUAAAGCAAACACCAUCUCAUUAAUGUAACAAUUUGAAUUUUAGAGUUAUUAGUCUGAGAAGUAAGGUUAUAUUGACUCGACUUUUUUGGUAAAACCAUCACACAUUACAGUUGGACACCCUCUGCACUUUUCAGAGUGGCCCUUUGAUAGAAGUUGAUUUGAGGGUGAAUUUUGAGAUUUUGUAACUUUUGUGGUUAUCUUUGGAGGAUUUCUUAGUGACUGCUUUAUAUACAUGUACCUCUGAACCUAUUGAUCAAGUACUAAUAAUUUCUUUAAUAAAAUGUACACUUUUAAU
Molecule: messenger RNA, 1647 nt
Organism: Exaiptasia diaphana
Lineage: Eukaryota; Metazoa; Cnidaria; Anthozoa; Actiniaria; Aiptasiidae
Product: delta(3,5)-Delta(2,4)-dienoyl-CoA isomerase, mitochondrial
Cellular component (GO): mitochondrion
Molecular function (GO): delta(3,5)-delta(2,4)-dienoyl-CoA isomerase activity
Source: RefSeq, a predicted model, not a curated record